AUGGCUCGUUCGGUGGCAUUGUCGUUCACACAAAGCACGACGUUGGCACCCAACGGCGUCGUAGUGGCUGGCGGGCUGAGUCAGUCGGCAUACGCUGAUCAGCGCGGCGGUGAAUCCACGACGACGUUGUCCUUGAACCACAUCGCAGUGCGAUGCGAAGCGAAAUCGCCGCGCAUUGUUUAUCGUGCACGACGACAUGCGCGUCUCGCGCGCGCCUUAUCGUAG
Cylicostephanus goldi is the source of this 225-nucleotide messenger RNA. The record is from the annotation of a GenBank genome assembly. NCBI's taxonomy places the organism in Eukaryota, Metazoa, Nematoda, Chromadorea, Rhabditida, Strongylidae.